AUGGGAACCCAAAAGAAACUGUCCCUCAAAUCCGGCCGACCACCAACAGCGAAAAAUACCCCACCAAACCUCUCUUCGAAAGCGACUCAAAAAACCAUCGUCACCUUCCACAACCUCAACAAAGCCCUAGCAAAAGCUCAAACCGAGAACGACGAACCCACCAUCACCACCCUCAAAGCCCAAUUCACCCAACUAGGCGGCCUGCAAGCCUACCAAGCCGCCAGCAUCCAAGGUCAAUCCUCUGCCCGGGGAGGCGACUCCUCGAUCCAACUCCUAAAAUGGCUGCCUCACAACCUCCCCAAAAUGCGGAUGCUGGAGGUAGGAGCAUUGUCGACGCAGAACGAGAGUUCGAAAUCCGGCCUCUUCGAUCCGAUCGUGAGGAUUGAUUUGCACUCACAAGCCCCGGGGAUUCUGCAGCAGGACUUCAUGGAGAGGCCGGUGCCGAGCGGUGAGGAGGAGGAGAGGUUCGAUGUCAUCUCCCUCUCUCUGGUGUUGAAUUUCGUGCCGGAUGCGAAGCAGAGGGGGAAUAUGCUCCAGCAUACGACGAGGUUCCUUCAGAAGCGAGACGCACUCGGUGACUUCGCCGGCCUGCUGUUUCUGGUCCUCCCAGCGCCCUGCGUGGUCAAUUCGCGGUAUUUCAACGAUGAGCGGUUGAUGCUGAUUAUGGCGAGUUUGGGUUAUGUGAUGCUGCAGAGGAAGCAGACGAGUAAACUGGUGUACUAUCUCUGGCAGUUGAGGGACGCGCCGGCUGCGAGGAAGGAACAGAGGUUUGGGAAGGUCAAAGUGAGGGAUGGCGCGGCGAUGAACAAUUUCUGUGUUGUGCUGGAGCCGGAGGUGUAA
Zasmidium cellare ATCC 36951 is the source of this 840-nucleotide messenger RNA. RefSeq lists its product as uncharacterized. Bases 1 to 840 code for a protein of 279 amino acids. NCBI's taxonomy places the organism in Eukaryota, Fungi, Ascomycota, Dothideomycetes, Mycosphaerellales, Mycosphaerellaceae. Gene Ontology annotation, molecular function: rRNA (adenine) methyltransferase activity. The transcript has a single exon. The record is from RefSeq and is a predicted model, not a curated record. Gene Ontology annotation, cellular component: nucleolus.